Molecule: messenger RNA, 4732 nt
Organism: Cheilinus undulatus (humphead wrasse)
Lineage: Eukaryota; Metazoa; Chordata; Actinopteri; Labriformes; Labridae
Product: leucine-rich repeat-containing protein 30-like
Exons: 7
Coding region: 16-882 (288 amino acids)
Molecular function (GO): protein binding
Source: RefSeq, a predicted model, not a curated record
GCCUGAAGGUGGAGGAUGGGAGGAGCUGUGUGUCGGGAGGAGGUGAAGGAGGAGAAGAGGAGGAGCGAAGGGCGGGAGGAGACUCUGACGUCAGCGGACCGAAUCCGUCGGUUCAUCGUAAAACAGUUUGGGUAUAACGUCCUGAGCCUGGCCCGCCGUGGACUCAAGGAGCCUCCUGAUGAAUUGUGGGAGCUGCUGGAGUUGGAGAAGUUGAAUCUUUCUCUGAACAUUCUGAAGGUUCUUCCUCCUCAGCUUGCUCUGCUCUCCAACCUCGUCGUCCUCAACCUGUGGGGCAACCAGCUCAGCAGUCUGCCUGCAGAGAUCGGUCAGCUGAGGAGGCUCCGGGUUUUAUUCGCCUACAGAAACCAACUGACUGAAGUCCCCGAGGAGCUGGGAGCCUGUACGCAGCUGGAGGUGUUGAGUCUGGCCAAUAACCAGCUGUCCUCGCUGCCCGCCUCCCUCUCCAACCUCACCAGACUCAGGAAGCUGAACCUGAGCCACAACCACAUCGCUCACAUCCCUGGCUGCGUCUACAACAUGAAGGCUCUGGUGUUCCUUCACCUGGCCUGUAACCGCCUGGAAAACCUGGCAGAAAACAUCCAGUCCCUGGUGGAGCUCAAGAUCCUCAUCGUGGAGGGGAAUAGCCUCCACUCCCUCCCCAAGGCCCUCUGCUGCCUCACCAGGUUGGAGUUGCUGAAUUUGGACUUUAACGACAUCAAAGAUGUUCCUCAGGAGAUGCAUCAGCUGUCCCGGUUGGAGAAGCUGGCCUGCCAUCCUCUGGAUAAAGGUCUCCACAUUGUCCACAACCCACUGCUGAAGCCUGUGAAGGAGGUGUUGGAGGGUGGACUCACUGCCCUCUACAGCUACCUGCAGGCAACUUAGAGGUCCGGGCGGGGCUUCAGGAUCACCUUAGACCUUACGGUUAACUGGUUAGAGGGUCAAGGGAGUGAUAUGGAGAGAUAUGGAUAUGGAGCUUUAAACCUACUUAGAGCUCUACAGAGGUAGAUAUGGAGCUUUAAACCUACUUAGAGCUCUACAGAGGUAGAUAUAGAGCUUUAAACCUACUUAGAGCUCUACAGAGGUAGAUAUGGAGCUUUAAACCCACUUAGAGCUCUACAGAGGUAGAUAUGGAGCUUUAAACCCACUUAGAGCUCUACAGAGGUAGAUAUAGAGCUUUAAACCUACUUAGAGCUCUACAGAGGUAGAUAUAGAGCUUUAAACCCACUUAGAGCUCAACAGAGGUAGAUAAAGAGCUUUAAACCCACUUAGAGCUCUACAGAGGUAGAUAUAGAGCUUUUAACCUACUUAGAGCUCUACAGAGGUAGAUAUAGAGCUUUAAACCUACUUAGAGCUCUACAGAGGUAGAUAUGGAGCUUUUAACCUACUUAGAGCUCUACAGAGGUAGAUAUAGAGCUUUAAACCUACUUAGAGCUCUACAGAGGUAGAUAUGGAGCUUUAAACCUACUUAGAGCUCUAGAGAGGUAGAUAUAGAGCUUUAAACCUACUUAGAGUUCUACAGAGGUAGAUAUGGAGCUUUUAACCUACUUAGAGCUCAACAGAGGUAGAUAUAGAGCUUUAAACCUACUUAGAGCUCUACAGAGGUAGAUAUGGAGCUUUUAACCUACUUAGAGCUCUACAGAGGUAGAUAUAGAGCUUUAAACCUACUUAGAGCUCUACAGAGGUAGAUAUGGAGCUUUUAACCUACUUAGAGCUCAACAGAGGUAGAUAUGGAGCUUUUAACCUACUUAGAGCUCUACAGAGGUAGAUAUGGAGCUUUUAACCUACUUAGCUCUACAGAGGUAGAUAUGGAGCAUUAAACCUACUUAGAGCUCUACAGAGGUAGAUAUGGAGCUUUAAACCUACUUAGAGCUCUACAGAGGUAGAUAUGGAGCUUUUAACCUACUUAGAGCUCUACAGAGGUAGAUAUGGAGCAUUAAACCUACUUAGAGCUCUACAGAGGUAGAUACAGAGCUUUAAACCUACUUAGAGCUCUACAGAGGUAGAUACUGAGCUUUAAACCUACUUUAAGCUCUACAGAGGUAGUUAUGGAGCUUUAAACCUACUUAAAGCUCUACAGAGGUAGAUAUGGAGCUUUUAACCUACUUAGAGCUCUACAGAGGUAGAUAUAGAGCUUUAAACCUACUUAGAGCUCUACAGAGGUAGAUAUGGAGCUUUUAACCUACUUAGAGCUCAACAGAGGUAGAUAUGGAGCUUUUAACCUACUUAGAGCUCUACAGAGGUAGAUAUGGAGCUUUUAACCUACUUAGCUCUACAGAGGUAGAUAUGGAGCAUUAAACCUACUUAGAGCUCUACAGAGGUAGAUAUGGAGCUUUAAACCUACUUAGAGCUCUACAGAGGUAGAUAUGGAGCUUUUAACCUACUUAGAGCUCUACAGAGGUAGAUAUGGAGCAUUAAACCUACUUAGAGCUCUACAGAGGUAGAUACAGAGCUUUAAACCUACUUAGAGCUCUACAGAGGUAGAUACGGAGCUUUAAACCUACUUUAAGCUCUACAGAGGUAGUUAUGGAGCUUUAAACCUACUUAAAGCUCUACAGAGGUAGAUAUGGAGCUUUAAACCUACUUAAAGCUCUAUAGAGGUAGAUAUGGAGCUUUAAACCUACUUUAUGCUCUACAGAGGUAGAUAUGGAGCUUUAAACCUACUUAGAGCUCUACAGAGGUAGAUAUGGAGCUUUAAAACCAUCUUAGAGUUCUACAGAGGUAGAUAUGGAGCAUUAAACCUACUUUGAGCUCUACAGAGGUAGAUACGGAGCUUUAAACCUACUUAAAGCUCUACAGAGGUAGAUAUGGAGCUUUAAACCUACUUAGAGCUCUACAGAGGUAGAUAUGGAGCUUUAAACCUACUUAAAGCUCUACAGAGGUAGAUACGGAGCUUUAAACCUUCUUAGAGCUCUACAGAGGUAGAUAUGGAGCUUUAAACCUACUUAGAGCUCUACAGAGGUAGAUAUGGAGCUUUAAACCUACUUAAAGCUCUACAGAGGUAGAUAUGGAGCUUUAAAACCAUCUUAGAGUUCUACAGAGGAAGAUAUGGAGCUUUUAACCUACUUAAAGCUCUACAGAGGUAGAUAUGGAGCUUUUAACCUACUUAGAGCUCUACAGAGGUAGAUAUGGAGCUUUUAACCUACUUAGAGCUCUACAGAGGUAGAUAUAGAGCUUUAAACCUACUUAGAGCUCUACAGAGGUAGAUAUGGGGCUUUUAACCUACUUAGAGCUCUACAGAGGUAGAUAUAGAGCUUUAAACCUACUUAGAGCUCUACAGAGGUAGAUAUGGAGCUUUUAACCUACUUAGAGCUCAACAGAGGUAGAUAUGGAGCUUUUAACCUACUUAGAGCUCUACAGAGGUAGAUAUGGAGCUUUUAACCUACUUAGCUCUACAGAGGUAGAUAUGGAGCAUUAAACCUACUUAGAGCUCUACAGAGGUAGAUAUGGAGCUUUUAACCUACUUAGAGCUCUACAGAGGUAGAUACUGAGCUUUAAACCUACUUAAAGCUCUACAGAGGUAGAUAUGGAGCUUUUAACCUACUUAAAGCUCUAUAGAGGUAGAUACGGAGCUUUAAACCUACUUUAUGCUCUACAGAGGUAGAUAUGGAGCUUUAAACCUACUUAGAGCUCUACAGAGGUAGAUAUGGAGCUUUAAAACCAUCUUAGAGUUCUACAGAGGUAGAUAUGGAGCAUUAAACCUACUUUGAGCUCUACAGAGGUAGAUACGGAGCUUUAAACCUACUUUGAGCUCUACAGAGGUAGAUACGGAGCUUUAAACCUACUUUAUGCUCUACAGAGGUAGAUAUGGAGCUUUAAACCUACUUAGAGCUCUACAGAGGUAGAUAUGGAGCUUUAAACCUACUUAAAGCUCUACAGAGGUAGAUACAGAGCUUUAAACCUACUUAGAGCUCUACAGAGGUAGAUAUGGAGCUUUAAACCUACUUAAAGCUCUACAGAGGUAGAUAUGGAGCUUUAAAACCAUCUUAGAGUUCUACAGAGGAAGAUAUGGAGCUUUUAACCUACUUAAAGCUCUACAGAGGUAGAUAUGGAGCUUUAGAACCAUCUUAGAGCUCCCCAGAGGUAGAAAGGGAGCUCUAAAACCUACUUAGAGCUCUACAGAGGUAGAUAUGGAGCAUUAAACCUACCUAGAGCUCUUCAGAGGUAGAUAUGGAGCUCUUAAAUGGUCUUAGAACUCUACAGAGGUAGUUAUGGAGUCUUAAACCAACAUAGAGCUUUUAAGAGACUUUGGGCAGGCAUUUACAGCUAACUUUAAGCAUUUCAGAGGAAGAUGUGGUGCUUUAAACUUGCUAAACACUAUCAUGUUUAUAGAUCAGCUGUUUCUGAGAGUCAGGGUUUGAGUGAGGGGGGUUAAAGGGAUUUUUAAUAACUGAAGUUUGGGUUUUUAUGACGGGGUCUUUACUUUGUGAGUAAUGAGGUAAAAAGAUGUUUCAGACCAUGAUAAUGAAAGACCAGUGGAGUCAUUGCUGAUUCUGUGUUCCUGUCAUGUUACAGCUCAUGUUUGCCCUUUGACCUUCUUUUUAAUGUUGCUUAGUUUGCAGCUCUCUAUGAUGUCUGGGGUCCUGAUGAAGCUGCUGCGUUCUUACCUUGGUCAGGGUUUCGUUCAGGUCCUUUAACUGUUUGGGUUCUUGCUGAUGUUUUAAGUCUCAUCUGUUCUGUUAUCUUUGUCUUCUGUUUGCCUCUACACACAUCAAAAAACUCUGUAAACCCUGUU